Ostrinia nubilalis (European corn borer) is the source of this 1971-nucleotide messenger RNA. RefSeq lists its product as uncharacterized. Bases 1 to 1971 code for a protein of 656 amino acids. The record is from RefSeq and is a predicted model, not a curated record. The transcript has a single exon. Lineage: Eukaryota; Metazoa; Arthropoda; Insecta; Lepidoptera; Crambidae.
AUGUUAAUUUUGUUAUUUUUACUGAUAUUUGAAACUAAAGCGAGGGUAAACCCAUUCGGCCCAACAAUCACCAAUGAUUACGCUGGUUGUAUUAUUCAGCUAAUGGAAGAGAAUUUCAAAAAUUCUGGACUUCUUGUGUUUGCAGACACAGACGAUGUUAGCAGUUCGGUGGCAAGAAUUCGUGGAGAAAUUUUGAAAUACAUCCACCAAAGUAUUCACUAUUCCGUUCAAGUUUCAAGUCCUGACAGUGAAAUGAUAAUUUGCGGAGACGAUGAAGAUGUACAUGCUCUACAUAAAUCGGAUGUUUUCGUUGAAGCGGUGCCUCCUGCUGAAUACUUUAUUAUCAUCGUUGACAACUUCAAAGAUUUCACUCACCUUAUGGGUAAACUUAUAAGGUCGCGUAGUUGGGACCCGAGUGCUAAGUUUAUUGUAUUACUUUUCAACUAUGCAUCAAGUGAUGAAACCAACGUUCACUUUGUUGAGAAUAUUCUCACCUGUUUAUUCAGAUAUAAUGUUAUUAACAUAGUAGUAAUCGUACCCCAAGCUAAUAAAAUCAGAAACGCUUUCGUGUAUGGAUGGAGACCGUAUGAUCCUCCUGUGUAUUGUGGUUAUAGAAAUGAAACAGCUAAAAACAGACUAAUUAAAGAAAACAUUUGUGAAGAAGGUAAAGUAAAAUACAAAAAAGAUACAUUUGUAGAUCAAACUCCAAGUAAUAUGGAGGGUUGUGUUCUAUACGUUCUUGCUCUAGAAAGGCAGCCCUUUGUUAGUUCAGAUGAUGAAGAUCCUAAUAUUGAAAAGCUAUUGAUGACAGAAAUGUCGAAUAAAUUUAAAUUCAAAACAAAUUAUGAGAUUAUCAACGCGUUUAGAGGUGAAAGAGAAGACGGACAGUGGGACGGCGCUUUGAAAGAGUUAAUUACGGGAAGAGGAAAUGUUUUAUUGGGAGGAAUAUUUCCAGAUUUUGAUGUCCACGAAGACUUUGCAUGCAGUGAAGCAUACUUAGCAGAUUCAUAUACUUGGGUUGUACCAAAAGCCUAUGCGUCUCCACGUUGGUUGGCCUUAAUAAUUAUAUUUCAGAAAGUUGUGUGGAUUUCUGUAAUAUGCGCUUUCAUUGUUUGUGCAUUUUCUUGGAGUAUUCUAGGCCAAAUGAGUAAUGAUACAAAAUAUAACAAGUCAUUUGGUCACUGUUUUAUCAGUACUUGGAUAUGUACAUUAGGAUUCGGUUCAUAUUUUCGGCCUACCAAAGAAAGCUUGAGAGUUUUCUUCGUUUUCUUUAAUUUGUAUUGUAUACUAUGCUUGACAGCUUACCAAACUAAGUUGAUUGAUGUUCUAAGAAACCCAUCGUUUGAAUAUCAGAUAAAAACUGUUGAAGAAUUGGUUAUGAGUGGGUUAAAGUUUGGUGGGUUUGAAGAGUUGCACGAUUUGUUUUAUAAUUCAAGCAACCCUUUUGAUUAUCGUCUUGGAGAACAAUGGAUAGAUGUAGACGACAUAUCUAAAGCAAUGAUAGACGUGGUUGUUCAUCGAAAUUUCUCGCUACUCUGCAGCCGUCUGGAGCUGGCCCAUCUCUCAGCGAAAAUGCCUGAACUCAGUGAUAGCUUUGGAAAUUAUAAGUACUACCCUUUUGAGAUGAAUGUCUUCACAGUACCAAUGGAGAUGGUCGCUAUGAAAGGAUUUCCUUUCAUGGAUGAGUUUUCAGACACAUUGGGAAUUUUGAAACAAAUUGGAGUAAAUGAUGUUAUAAAACGCUAUUUUGAUUCGUAUACCAAGAGAAGGAGAGCGAAAAUUUUGCAUUAUAUUGAACAAAAGAAGCCUGACAUUGAUGCACUGACUCUGCAGCAUUUACAAGGGGGCUUUUUGGCUUUAACACUUGGGUAUAUUUUUGGAACUUUUGCAUUGUUGAUAGAAAUUAUUGUUAGCAAUCGUUAUGUCAAAAGUAAGUUAUCUCAAUGUAAGGCCGCUUUCAAAAGAGACUAA